Messenger RNA from Folsomia candida, 851 nucleotides. Its product is annotated as proline-rich protein 2-like. The record is from RefSeq and is a predicted model, not a curated record. NCBI's taxonomy places the organism in Eukaryota, Metazoa, Arthropoda, Collembola, Entomobryomorpha, Isotomidae. The coding region runs from base 90 to 686 and encodes 198 amino acids. The transcript is spliced from 2 exons.
GUUGUACCUUCACUGCUAUCUGGAAGACCAACAAUUCAACUGGGGGUUUUCGAAAAUAAAUUGAAAUUUCCGACACAAAAAGAUUUACGAUGCAACGAGUGACCAUUGCAAUCUUGGCAAUAGGGUUUGCUUGUGGGAAUGCGGCCUUUCUAAAUGAAACGACGGAGCUGCCACCCAUUAAUGGCACCACCUGGGAACCACCCGUCAAUGGCACCACGUGGGAACCACCAGUAAAUGGCACUACUUGGGAACCACCAGUAAAUGGCACCACGUGGGAACCACCCGUCAAUGGCACCACGUGGGAACCACCCGUCAAUGGCACCACGUGGGAACCACCCGUCAAUGGCACCACGUGGGAACCACCAAUAAAUGGCACUACUUGGGAACCACCCGUUAAUGGCACCACGUGGGAACCACCCGUCAAUGGCACCACGUGGGAACCACCCGUCAAUGGCACCACGUGGGAACCACCAAUAAAUGGCACUACUUGGGAACCACCCGUUAAUGGCACCACGUGGGAACCACCCGUCAAUGGCACCACGUGGGAACCACCCGUCAAUGGCACCACGUGGGAACCACCAAUAAAUGGCACUACUUGGGAACCACCCGUUAAUGGCACCACGUGGGAACCACCCGUGAAUAUAACAACCCCUUCGAACCAAACAAUCUGGAUGAUUGCCUAUUAACCAAAGGGUACCGAAAUUUUACUCCUGGAAACAAACACUGCAAAUUUAUAAUUUCUGUCUGAUUUUUAAAAUAUUUCCUCACUAUAUAACUCUGUUACAAAUUAAUUCAUUCUACCUUAAUCGAUUCGUCUUUUAAAUAGGAAUAUAAUAAAAUGCAUAUUUAUU